Nothoprocta perdicaria is the source of this 3421-nucleotide messenger RNA. RefSeq names its product apolipoprotein O like (gene APOOL). Bases 541 to 1371 code for a protein of 276 amino acids. Gene Ontology annotation, cellular component: MICOS complex. The transcript is spliced from 12 exons. The record is from RefSeq and is a predicted model, not a curated record. Gene Ontology annotation, biological process: cristae formation. Lineage: Eukaryota; Metazoa; Chordata; Aves; Tinamiformes; Tinamidae.
AGCUGGGGCCUCCUGCCGAACACCCUCACCUCCCCUUGUGCUGAACAGACGAGCUUCGUGCAGGCCUCUGUGGUGUUUUUAGCAGGUGUUAGGAUGGUUAGAUGUGAGCAGCGUGGCACAGUCUGCAGCUGUUCCUUCGGCUGGAGUCAUUUGGGUCUUCUUAACACCCUACUCGUCAAUGAUCUCUGACUGUUACCUACGGCGUGCUCUUACAGCACUUCUGGGGAAAAUAACUGAAAAAGUUCAGAGGCAGCUUUCUCUCCUAAGACAUAGGAGUGAAUCUGUAUUUUUGAUGUUUGAAAAAUUUCUACUACUUUGAAACGGAUUGUUUGAAAUGCAGAGACUUAAAGCCAGAAUUAUCCAGGGCUUAGGAAAGACCUUUAAUUCGGAUAAAAACAAUUGAAAUACAGAGUAGAUGCUGAACUAAAAGCAAAAUUAAAGUAUUGCUGGAAUUUUUGGAAAGGAUUUUCAUUUUGGAGCAGUUACUGACUGACUGUAAAAUCAGAUGGCCAAGCUGGCAGCUGUGUGUUCUGGACUGCCAUGUCUGUCUCUCACUGUACAUGCAGCCUCAGGAAAGGAAUCGACAGCCCAGCUGGUGAAACCAAGUCAGUAAACUCAGGCCUUACUUUCCAGCUUCCAAUUUACUGUUCACCACCUGUGGAAUCUAAAUACAUUGAGGAACAACCUGGCCGUUUGCAGAAGGGUUUUUGUUCAGUAAGAAAGACAACCAGCCGCUACCUCGGGUGGUGCAAGAAUGCUUUCGUCGUUGUUAAAAACGGAAUAAUGGAUUCAAUUCAGUUUGGAAAAGAUGCUUAUGUUUACCUCAAGAAUCCGCCACCAGAAUUUCUUCCCAAAGCCGGAGUAAUUACAAUAUCAGGCCUAGCUGGCAUAGCACUGUCACGGAAAGAUUCUAGGUUUAAGAAGAUUGCUUAUCCAUUUGGGCUUACUGCUUUAGGAAUUUCAGUUUGUUACCCAGCUCAGUCAAUAGUAAUUGCUAAGGUAACAGGGAAAAGGGUGUACUCUGCAAGCCAGCACACCUACGAAGCAGUGCGAUCGCUGUGGGUGAAGAAGGAAGAUGCCACGAAGCUGCAGCAAGGGUCAAAAUCACUUAAACAAGAAGAUGAGAAAAAGAAAGAAAUUUCUAGUGCAUCAGCUGAAUCUGCUGUGAAGUCAAGAUCGUUUAACAGACCAGAAUCUUCUCCUGCAGACUCUUCACAUGCUAAAGAUGCAGUGUCUUCCUUAGGGGAAUUCAAAGUUCCCAAUUUCAUCUCAGGGACAGUGAAGACGACAAAAUUUAAACCUGACCCAGAACUUAUGGACCACGGUCAAUCCAACCCUGAAGACGUGGAUAUGUACAGUACUAGGAGCUAAGACAUCUGCUUACAAAUCAUUGCAAAGAAUUAAAGAUAAGGGGGAGGGGCAAGGGAAGGAGUAGUCCUUGUGAUACAUGCCCUGUGAGAUAUGAUUUAAUCAGGUAUUUUCUUAUCUCAAUUUGUACUAUUGAUUUAUGGGACUUUAGUGUGCUUUUCACUACUUAGAAGCGUUUAACAGACAUACCUGUUGUGUAUGAACUGUAACUGCCUACUGAGAGGUAAUGAGGAUUCACUUAUUGUCUGUGUCAUUAGUGAGACACUGAGAAAAGGAGAUUUGUCAGUGUCCUCACAGUGACAUUUGUCUGUGCCAAGAUUAUUAAUAAAUGUCACUUCACAAAGGAAGUAAAAUUAAAUACAUCUCUAUACUUCUCAGAUGUUCACUGAUAAAAAAUAGCAAUCUGAAUGAUGGGGCUGGUGAAGGCUUCUGGUUUCAGUCUGCUUUCAGCUCUGGAAUAAACACUGUUGUGGUAUUUGUCCUCUGCCCAAGUAUCACAACUGAAGCAUAGCCUAUAAAAGAAGUUUAUUUCUCAACUACUUCUAGUACUUGGAAGAAGUAUUUGCAAAUUACCUAAUCCAUGAAACUGAUACUGUUUGAAUUUACAUGGAGUGCAUUAGCCGUAUGUAGAAAGUUGGAAACCUUCUGUGGUUUGGAUGUUAAAAAUAGGAACUUAUUAAAAAGUUAAAGGUGCAGACAAGUAUUACAGAAGUGCAGCAGUAGCAAUAGGCAGCAAACUUCCUGGUUCCCAGAAGUUUGUAUGCAAUACCCGUUGAUCUUGGUAGGUUUUUUGUGAAAUUGUGCCUUUCUUUCUAAGAAAAACACUAGAAAUUGGCACAGUUUCCUAUGAUUAAAUUUUCAAACAUUGUUUUUUGACUGCAUAUGUCAAUCUAAUUAUGUUCAUCCUUCGUUUCUAUUUAACACAGCCUUAUAAGGGUUCGUGAUACAUCUGAUGAUCUUGUCUGAGGAAGCACAGCUAAUUAUCGCUAUACAAUAAUAAUCACUCUGCCGUCUAGGAGUAGUCACAUUUGUAUCAACUGCAGUAUUUUCCUAAUACGUAAACUGCAGAAGGACGGUGCAGUGAUAAUUUCUCCUUCAAUCAGUUGAAUUGUCUCAUCUUUCAAUUAAUGGAAUAUAUGUACCGUGCCAAUGGCUUUCGUGGUGUGGCUGGCAGAAGUUGUUAGAACGUGUGGCACAGUUGCACGUGCCCGAAGCAUCAGUGAUGACUGGCUGAGAAAAGCACAAGUGAGGCUCAGAAUAGUUCAGGAACAGACUGUAAAUAUUCUGGAAGCCACGUACUGGGCAAAGUGCUGCACCUAUGCAGAGUCCAACGGAAGGUGAAAUAAGUAAAUAAUGAAGUUUAAUGAAGAGCUGUACUUUGAGUUGACUUAAGCUUGCUAAGGGUGGCUCAACUAGAACUGAAUAUGUUUUGUUUCUUUAAUCAAUUCUCAAGGCCUAGCAACAGUCUCGAUUCAGGCAGCAAUUAGAGGAUUUUAAAUGAAAAUUGCCAGAAUUCCUGGGCAAGCCAGAGUUUGUAUGCCAUCACAGAAAGAGGAGAGGAGAAAAUAGAUGGCUGGGCUUCAUAUGCCAGAUCCAGGGAGACGCAGGAAGACGUAAGGGUGCAGAGAUGAAGAUGGAGAAGAAAACAUCAUUUUCAAACGCAAGACUGGAUGGCAGAAAUUACAUUAUCCAUUACCAUAUCUUGCCCUUUGGCCAAAUAAAAAAAAUACAGGAAAAAAACUUCUGCUCUACUCCUAGAUUCUGUUUAAGUUCUCGCUGAGGUCCUUUGAUGCUGUGCGACCACAAGGCUACGGAAAAAGGUAAGAUAAUGCAAGUAACUUGUAGGAGUUGCCUGUGGUGACCUAGUCCUGCACUGUGCCCUGAAUAACACAGAGGAAUCGCUCCUCUACGAGCAGGAAAAGAACUGUGGAUAGGGAAGGCCUGGGGACCCUUUCCAUGCUGAGAGCAGACCCUGAAAGCUGCUCUCUGCCUGCAAUGCAAAAAAACUGUCUGGUCAUUUCCAUGUUUUUAGGGCAUUUUUGCUCAUAUAUCC